AUGGGGCUGAGCGUUGCAGACGGACCGACUUGUUCUGCAGGCUCUGACCCUGUGGGCUUCUCAGAGCGUUGGGGUGUGGGGUCCCCUGGCCUGGAGCGGACUCGUCCUGGCGGCCCUGGAUCCAAGCACAAUCUCAGCUUUUGGAACCAGCAGCAACCGGACCGAAUUCAGUUUUUCCGGAAUUCAGUUGUUCUGACCCAAGAUCCUGGCGAUGCGGCCCAACAGGAAGCAAAGCACAGGGAAGCAGAAAUGAGAAACAGUAUCUUAGCCCAAGUUCUGGAUCAGUCGGCCCGGGCCAGGUUAAGUAACUUAGCACUUGUAAAGCCUGAAAAAACUAAAGCAGUGGAGAAUUACCUCAUACAGAUGGCAAGAUAUGGACAGCUGAGUGAGAAGGUAUCAGAACAAGGUUUAAUAGAAAUCCUUAAAAAAGUAAGCCAACAAACAGAAAAGACAACAACAGUGAAAUUCAACAGGAGAAAAGUAAUGGACUCUGAUGAAGAUGAUGAUUAUUGAACUACAAGUGUUUACAGACUAGAACUUAACGGAACAAUUCUAGGACAGAAGUUAAGAUCUGAUUAAAUAUUUACUUUGUUUAUUGUCUAUAUGCCUUUUAAAAGAAAUAAACUUGUUAUGCAAA
Mandrillus leucophaeus (drill) is the source of this 637-nucleotide messenger RNA. It is a transcript of the gene PDCD5, whose product is annotated as programmed cell death 5. The transcript is spliced from 7 exons. NCBI's taxonomy places the organism in Eukaryota, Metazoa, Chordata, Mammalia, Primates, Cercopithecidae. The record is from RefSeq and is a predicted model, not a curated record. Gene Ontology annotation, cellular component: nucleus; cytosol. Gene Ontology annotation, molecular function: DNA binding. The coding region runs from base 1 to 513 and encodes 170 amino acids.